Molecule: messenger RNA, 1530 nt
Organism: Phalaenopsis equestris
Lineage: Eukaryota; Viridiplantae; Streptophyta; Magnoliopsida; Asparagales; Orchidaceae
Product: ubiquitin carboxyl-terminal hydrolase 2
Exons: 5
Coding region: 323-1327 (334 amino acids)
Biological process (GO): ubiquitin-dependent protein catabolic process; protein deubiquitination
Cellular component (GO): cytoplasm
Molecular function (GO): cysteine-type deubiquitinase activity
Source: RefSeq, a predicted model, not a curated record
AGUUGUAAGCUAAUUCACUAGAUAAAUCCAUGGACCAUGCUAACAAGCCAAUCAGGCGAUUCUGGCCUAGGGUUAUUUGAUCUCCAUAGUGCUCCUUCUUUGGCCCUGUUUUUCCGUUUGCCUGUCAUACGGCCUUCCGUUUUCUGCUCCGCUAAUUCGACGACCUUCCUCAAUCUCAUCUCCUUAUAUCACUCCAUUCCACACGAGCUCUGUCGCUACUUUUCCCCUUUUCUCUACUUUUCGGUGGGCGAGAUUUUUUUUCAACAGGAGAUCCUUGCUGCAAGUUAAUUUGAGUUCCCGCUUCCCUUUUUGCUUUUAAAAUAUGUCUUGGUGUACAAUCGAAUCGGAUCCUGGCGUCUUCACUGAACUUAUCCAACAGAUGCAAGUGAAAGGAGUGCAGGUAGAGGAACUGUAUUCUCUGGACAUAGACACUCUAAACGAACUAUGGCCAGUUUACGGGCUGGUAUUCUUGUUCAAAUGGAGACCCGGCGAAAAGGAUGACCGUCCCGUCAUCAAGGAUCAAGUAUCGAACCUUUUCUUUGCUAGCCAGGUUAUCAACAAUGCUUGUGCAACCCAAGCCAUCCUUUCAAUUCUGAUGAACUGCGCUGAUGUCGACAUCGGGCCCGAACUCUCGUUGCUGAAAGAAUUUACGAAGAACUUCCCUCCCGAACUCAAGGGCCUCGCCAUCAAUAACAGCGAAGCGAUUCGCACGGCUCACAACAGCUUCGCAAGACCCGAGCCUUUCGUCCCCGAUGAGCAGAGGGCCGCAACCAAGGAUGAUGACAUCUACCACUUCAUAAGCUACGUCCCCGUGGAUGGGGUUCUGUACGAGCUCGAUGGACUCAAGGAAGGUCCGAUCAGUCUCGGCAAAUGUUCCGGCGAUAACGGUGAUUCGGAAUGGCUCAGAAUCGUGCAGCCGGUGAUUCAGGAGCGAAUUGAGAGAUAUUCUCAGAACGAGAUUCGGUUCAAUCUUAUGGCGAUAGUGAAGAACAGAAAAGAGAUGUACACGGCGGAGCUGAAGGAGCUUCAGAGGAAGAGGGAAGUGCUUCUGCAGCAGUUAAACGAGCAGGUAAGCAGCGGGAACAAGCAGCCUGCUGCUGUUGACGCCCUUAACAAAACCCUCACGGAGGUGACAUCGGGGAUUGAAAAUGUGACCACCAAGAUUAUAAUGGAGGAGGAGAAGUUCAAGAAGUGGAAGACAGAAAAUAUUAGAAGGAAGCACAAUUAUAUUCCGUUUCUGUUCAAUUUCCUGAAGAUUCUUGCGGAGAAGAAACAAUUGAAGCCGCUGAUUGAGAAGGCUAAACAGAAAAGUGGAAGCCCUAGGUGAAUGAAUAUCUUGAAUGGCUUUUUUCUUUUUCUCCUCAUGUUUGUCUUGAGGCUGUUGUGCAUUUAGGGAGAAGGAAUUUAUAUAUAUAUUGAUGGUAUUUAGGGGUUUUCGAGUUCUUAAGCUUUGUUGUAGAUUAAAGAAAAUCAUUUGUGUUAAUUCUGAAUCAGGCAUGUUUUAGAGCUUUGGAAACUUGAAUUUUUGGA